AGCAGGCCGCGCCCAUGGCGCAUGCGUAGCGGGCACUCCCGCUAUAUAUUAGGGCGCCGGCGGCCGCGGCCUGAGACUGCUGCCGGACAAGGGCAACGGUUCGCUUGGUCUUCUCGGCUUGAGUGACGCUGCCGUCGUCGCCGCCGCCGCCCCCGCAGAGCCUUCCGCGCAGUUACGCUCAGUGCUCCCAGCUAUGGGGACACGAUCUUGGGGAGAUCCUGGCCUUGGGGACUCAGGGCCCUGCUGGACGCCUUCCUCGGAUUUGGGGUUUGGGGACCAGGAGGUCAGGAUUCCUGAGAGUCCUCCGUGCCUGGAUGGAUGACAGUGGCUUCCCUAGCCUCAUUCUCCUCCUGGGUGAGCCAGUGUGCUUCCCGGAUAUGGAGACUGUUGUUCGCCGUUGCCCUUUCUUAUCCCGAGUCCCCCAGGCUUUUUUGCAGAAGGCUGGCAAGUCUCUGUUGUUCUAUGCCCAAAACUGCCCCAAGAUGAUGGAAGUUGGGGCUAAGCCAUCCCCGCGGGCACUGUCCACUUCAGCUGUACACUGCCAACAGAUCAAAGAAACCACUCCAACCAAUGAGAAAGACAAAACUGCCAAAGCCAAGGUCCAGCAGGCUCCUGAUGGAUCCCAGCAGGCUCCUGAUGGAUCCCAGCAGGCUCCAGAUGGCACACAACUUCCGUCUGGACACCCCUUGCCUGCCACAAGUCAGGGUACUGCAAGCAAAUGCCCCUUCCUGGCAGCACAGAUGAACCAGAGGGGCAGCAGUGUCUUCUGCAAAGCCAGUCUCGAACUUCAGGAGGACGUGCAGGAAAUGCAUGCUGUGAGGAAAGAGGUUGCCCAAACCUCAGUGAACCCCAGUGUGAUUAAUGUAAAGACUGAUGGAGGGGAUCCAAGUGGACUGCUGAAGAACUUCCAGGAUAUCAUGCGAAAACAAAGACCAGAAAGAGUGUCUCAUCUUCUUCAAGAUAACUUGCCAAAAUCUGUUUCCACUUUUCAGUAUGAUCAUUUCUUUGAGAAGAAAAUUGAUGAGAAAAAAAAUGACCAUACCUAUCGGGUUUUUAAAACCGUGAACCGACGAGCGCACAUCUUCCCCAUGGCAGAUGACUAUUCAGACUCCCUCAUCACCAAAAAGCAGGUGUCAGUCUGGUGCAGUAAUGACUACCUAGGAAUGAGUCGUCAUCCACGGGUGUGUGGGGCAGUUAUGGAAACUUUGAAACAACAUGGUGCUGGAGCAGGUGGUACUAGAAAUAUUUCUGGAACCAGUAAAUUCCAUGUGGACCUGGAGCAGGAGCUGGCUGAUCUCCAUGGGAAAGAUGCAGCACUCUUGUUUUCCUCAUGCUUUGUGGCCAAUGACUCGACCCUCUUCACCCUAGCUAAGAUGAUGCCAGGCUGUGAGAUUUACUCUGAUUCUGGGAACCAUGCCUCCAUGAUCCAAGGGAUUCGAAACAGUCGAGUGCCAAAGUACAUCUUCCGCCACAAUGAUGUCAGCCAUCUCAGAGAACUGCUGCAAAGAUCUGACCCCUCAGUCCCCAAGAUUGUUGCCUUUGAAACUGUCCACUCAAUGGAUGGGGCAGUGUGCCCACUGGAAGAGCUGUGUGAUGUGGCCCAUGAGUUUGGAGCAAUCACCUUUGUGGACGAGGUCCAUGCAGUGGGACUAUAUGGGGCUCAAGGCGGAGGGAUUGGGGAUCGGGAUGGAGUGAUGCCAAAAAUGGACAUCAUUUCUGGAACACUUGGCAAAGCCUUUGGCUGUGUUGGAGGGUACAUUGCCAGCACGAAAUCUCUAAUUGAUACUGUGAGGUCCUAUGCAGCUGGCUUCAUCUUCACCACCUCCUUGCCACCCAUGUUGCUGGCUGGAGCUCUGGAGUCUGUGCGGAUCCUGAAGAGUGCUGAGGGGCGGGCACUUCGCCGCCAGCACCAGCGCAACGUCAAGCUCAUGAGGCAGAUGUUGAUGGAUGCUGGCCUCCCAGUUGUCCACUGUCCCAGUCACAUCAUCCCUGUCCGGGUUGCAGAUGCUGCUAAAAACACAGAAGUUUGUGAUGAACUCAUGAGCAGACAUAACAUCUAUGUGCAAGCAAUCAAUUACCCCACAGUGCCCCGGGGGGAGGAGCUCCUGCGGAUUGCCCCCACCCCUCACCACACACCACAGAUGAUGAACUACUUCCUUGAGAAUCUGUUGGCCACGUGGAAGCGAGUGGGGCUGGAGCUGAAGCCGCAUUCCUCAGCUGAGUGUAACUUCUGCAGGAGGCCAUUACAUUUCGAAGUGAUGAGUGAGAGAGAGAAAUCCUAUUUCUCAGGCUUAAGCAAGUUGGUAUCUGCUCAGGCUUGAGUAUGACCUCAGUUACUCAACCCCAAGCUGCCAUCGUAUCCAGAUAGUCUCCAGAGUUGUCUUUAUAUGUGAAUUAAAUUAUAUUAAAUUUUAAUCUAUAGUAAAAACAAAGUCGGAAAAUAAAUUCUUGUUUAAGUGA
Carlito syrichta (Philippine tarsier) is the source of this 2460-nucleotide messenger RNA. RefSeq names its product 5'-aminolevulinate synthase 1 (gene ALAS1). NCBI's taxonomy places the organism in Eukaryota, Metazoa, Chordata, Mammalia, Primates, Tarsiidae. The coding region runs from base 315 to 2321 and encodes 668 amino acids. The record is from RefSeq and is a predicted model, not a curated record. Gene Ontology annotation, biological process: hemoglobin biosynthetic process; erythrocyte development; heme biosynthetic process. The transcript has 12 exons. Gene Ontology annotation, molecular function: pyridoxal phosphate binding; 5-aminolevulinate synthase activity. Gene Ontology annotation, cellular component: mitochondrial matrix; mitochondrion.